AUUACUUAUCAACUAUUCCUUUCUCGUUGAAAAAAGAAAAACCUCUAUACAAAUUUAUAUCCAAACAAGAUCAUACACAUUUUUUUCCUAAUAUAAUCAUGGCCAAUGGUUUAGCCCAUGUCGAUGUUGGGGACAUCAGACGUUUUAAUUGGAUGCGGAAUGAAAAGAAUGAACUGAUUUGUGGAAUCGAACGUCACGAAGACAAAUUUGUAAGGGCCAGUGAAUUUUCAGGUUCAGACAUUGAAAGCUAUUGCGAAAAAAUGCAGAUAUCAGAAUUGGUUAAAAAGGCAAUAAAUUUGUCAGUUAGACUUAAUGUAGCUAAACCUGACGAGGAAAGACGUCUGCUGCACAAAGAUGUCCCAGAAAUAUAUAGAAGAUACAACAAUGUUGUCUGGCCACAAACUGGAAGUGGGAUCAUUAAACAUAUACAGACAAACGAUUCUCCUAAAGUGGAAGUUUGUACAGCCAAACACGUGGUCUUCAACGACGAUGAAGCUAAGAAAACCAGGUGCAGGCUGUAUUAUGAUAGUAGAGAGCACAGAAAGGUUGUUUUAACAGGAGCUACAGAAUCAGCCUCAGAUCUCAACAAUGAUUGGUGUAAAUUCCUUUGCGACGUCGACAGCCAAGAGAUAGAACAAAUCAAAGAGAAUUUAGAAACGUUUGAGAGAGAAUUGGGGAAUAAAAAGCGAAAGAAAAUGAACAGAAAAAGAAAAGUAAUUUUAAUCUCCCAUCCACAUGGAGGUUAUAAAUAUAUUUCUAUGGGAGAUCAAAUUAUAGAAAAAAAUGGUAUCAAAUAUGACACACCAUCCUGCAAGGGUUGUAGCGGCGGCUAUAUCAUUCCAGUUGGAUAUAUUGAUAAAGGUACAUAUGUUCACAAUGGCUCUAAUUACCAAGGUGAUAAAAGAUUGUAUGGUUAUGCGAGCGGUUUGAUUCCAGUAGUUAAAAAUUAAUGGACGCUGUGCUGAACACUUAGAGUUCUAUAGUUUUGUUUUUACAUUUACAAUAUUCAUUUCAUUACUUAUGUAUACUGUUGGUCAUAAUAACAUUUUUGUUUUAUUAUUUCCCAAAAAAGCUUUCAGUGUAUACGUUUUUGAUAUAUUAUAAAAGCUCGUGUGUCUGUCCAAUGUUAUACUAUUAUUGAAAAUAUUUCAAAAUAAUGACUAUUGAAACUUAGAAUGCACUUUAGACACGGAUUUAUUGUCACCAUGGUACAUCCUCUUAGUCUUGUGUGACGUGAGAGUUAUAUCUCUUUUCUUCUGAAUCAAAAGUGCACUCUUGAGUUGUCGCGGAUGCGAUCAAACCAUCAUCUAGUUUGUAGAAGACUUGCAUAUAGAGGGGUCGAUUUGCCCAUGUCACACAACGCAAUAUCAAUCUUAAUGUAUCCCUUUAGUGGAGAAUCGUAAUAGGGCGCAAGUUCAACCCUUAUGGACACUCGACAAAGCUAUGUCUUUUCAUGUUUUCCAGCAUUGGUUCUCUCUGGGACCAUUAAACUAUCUCAGUUACCAUUGUAUUGAAGUUGUACAAUAUAAAAGUUAACAUGUUGCAACAUUCGCAUCGCAUUCACUGGUGUCCAUUUAGUAAAGUAAAAAUUGUAUUAUAUGUAUAUAUAUAUAUAAAUACAGAGAGAGAUAAAUAGAUAGAUAGAUAUAAAUAUCGAUAAAUAGAUAUAGAUAUCUUUAUUGUAUUUUAGAUAUAUGGUAAUAAUAGUUUAUAUUAAAUGUAUAUUUAAUAUAAUGUGUACUCGUAUCGAUUGUCAAUGUAAUUUUUUCUGAACGUGUGUGAGAGAGAGAGAUAGAUAGAUAGAUGAGAGAGAGAGAGAGAGAGAGAGAGAGAGAGAGAGAGAGAGAGAGAGAGAGAAUGCUUUGAAGGAUGUUAGGUUGUUCCUACUAUUAAUUCUGGACUCGGUAAAGAUAAGUCUUUAUAAUGUAAAUAACAUACGGAAAUAAAAAAAAAACUUCUUUGUAUCAUAACAAUUCCAUUAAUAAAAUCAUUACACAACUUAUUCCUGUCAUGUCUGUCAUUGAUAUAAUGCCUAAAGCGGAAUACAAGCUUAUCAACGACUCCUGUCUCGAGUGAGGCUCUGCCCAGGAUUCAUUGCUUUUGAAGUUUUCCAGGUGAGACGGGUAAGAAUCUGUCGUAACAAAUUGAGACACGCUUUGGACUUGAAGACUGCACAUUUCGAGCAGAUGUUUCAGUCUUUUUUGCUGCAAGAUCUAAUAGGCCAGCGUUUUUUUUUCUCUAUUGCCUAAAGUCUAGUUCCUCUUUCAUACCUUGCGAUCUAUAGGGCAGACGAUGUAAUAGUCAUCUGUUUCUGUGGCCAGCACAACGACUAACCGCCUUUACUUUUCCCCAACUAGUGUUAAGCACCCAUUAAAGCUGGGAGGACACAUCUGUAAGUGGACACAUCUGUAACUGGACUCAGGGUAACUAGAACCAAUGACUGACGCAUGGGAUACAAUGCAAACUAAUGUCAUUGAUCGUGUCUAUACCGGAGGCGAAGUUGGUAUCAAAAUCGGUCUUUGUGAAGAAUUUCUAAAUUUUCUAAAAGCUGGGGAUUUAAGCACAUUACGUCUAGCUCCAGAUUUCCACAAUCUAAUGGUACGGCAGAACGGGCCAUACAAACAGUGAAACAGCUUCUAAAUAAAGCUAGAACGUCGGGUCAAGACCCAUAUAUGGCGCUCUUGCAAUUUCGAAAUGCUCCAUGCCCUGAUGGACCUUCACCUGCACGGCUGCUCAUGUGCCGCCGUCUGAGGACAAAUCUUCCGACAACGGAGGCCUAUCUCAGACCUCAAAUCCCAGACAAAAAAGAAAAUACUUGGAAAACAAGAAAAAGUAAUCAAGGAAAAUAUUAUAACAAAACAGCGAGACGCACCGAGCGACCACACAUUCAGCCUGGGAGCAAAGUGUGGAUACAAAAGAAGCCUUGCGAUUUAUGGGAACCAGCAGUGGUCAUCUCAGAAGCGGAGACCCCGAGAUCUUACUGAGUAAAAACACCGAAUGGGAUAACAUACCGAAGAAAUAUAAGAAUGUUAAGAGACACAUGUACAAAAUCAAGGGGCAGGCCUGAUAUUUUUGAAAUGGACACCCCCAGAGACAGUCAUUAAUGGUCAGACUACACAGCCAGAGAACGUGAGCGAUACAAAUGUGCAACAGGAACAGACUAUCACUACCAAUCCGCCGCCAGUAAUAACUCGAUAUGGCAAGGCAUGUUCGGCCACAAGUACGUUACCCUGACGCAAAUAAUUAGAUACAUGUAUACCUUUUUAUUAUUAUGCAAUUUCUAUAUAAUUAAUGUAUAUUUGUAAACCAAUUAUCUUAUUAAUCUUACUACACAUUUUAUAAUUUAUAUUGUUACUAUUGAUAAUAUUAUCAAUUGAAAAUUAUGUUGUGUUAAACAUGUAUUCAGUUUACUAAUUUGUUUAUAGAAAUCAUUUGUAUAGUCGAUUGAUAUCUCAAAACUUUCAAGGAGGGAGAUGAUAGUAAGUGUAUGUGUUUUGCAUGGCUCGUAGUGCAGUGUGUGUGCCUGUGUAUGAAAUGACCAGUGGACCUUGAGUGUACUACAUGGUUGAGUGAACAGCAGUGUGUCAGGACUGUGUGUAAAAGGAGGUCAAAUUAGAGAACAAGUGGCUGGAGUAAAGAACAUAAAUAGAGACUAAUAAAAUCAUUGUGUUUAUUGAA
This is a messenger RNA of Biomphalaria glabrata, 3678 nucleotides long. RefSeq lists its product as uncharacterized. Bases 99 to 950 code for a protein of 283 amino acids. The record is from RefSeq and is a predicted model, not a curated record. NCBI's taxonomy places the organism in Eukaryota, Metazoa, Mollusca, Gastropoda, Planorbidae. The transcript is spliced from 2 exons.